UGUGUGUGAUGCAGCUCUUUUCCUUCUCGUACAAAAUUUCCUCUUCCUUCCCGUUCGUGGUUGAAUGUCGCCUCUUUAAUAACAACAAGAAACCGCUACAACUUGUACACUCAGAAUAAAAAACACACUCUGACACACACACACAAACACACACACACCGCGGAAUGGAGACCGGACAGCGCCGCAAACGGAAGCUCUGGCGGUGGUGAGUGAAGAUCAGUCCAUAUUUGAGCCGACGUUUGGAAGCAUGAAGUCCGAGAUCACGUCCCCGACAGCGCAGGCCGGAUUCAGACAGGCAUCAGAGGAAAGCACAGAGUCCGAGUGGACGAACACGUCAGCGAGCAAUCCUGUGAAGAAAAACGAACACGUCAAUGGCGCUAGUCGUGAGUCUCCGGUGGAGGUGAGCGUUGCUAAAAGAAGUCGUCAUGUUAGCAGUAGUGACGGAGGACAACAGGCGUAUCAGGCAUCAUACCCGGAGCCGAGGGCGAGUCCACAGAGCACCACAGAGGAGAAAAGAGUCAUCGUCCCUGCAGACCCGGAGGUCUGGACUCAGGAUCAUGUGCGUCAGUGGGUGGAGUGGGCCAUUAAAGAGUACAGCCUGGUGGAUGUGGACGUGUCCCUCUUCAUCCCACUGGAUGGCAAGACACUCUGCAAAAUGUCAAAAGAGGAUAUGAUGCGUCUCACGUCAUCCUACAAUACUGAUGUCCUGCUGUCACACCUCAACUACCUCCGCCAGAGUAGUCCGACCUUCUCGUACCCAACGACUCCUACCAACACACAGCCCCCGCCGAGACUACAGGUCAAAGCCGAAAACAGUUAUGAGGAGAUCAGCAGGAGAAAUAGCUGGCCAUCAGGCGCCAUGACGGUUCCUAAAGGUUCUCCAGUGGAGCAGCAGCACAACAGCAGGAUCACAGAACCUUCAUCCAGACUCAGUCAAGAUCCGUACCAAGCGCUGGGGCCGAUCAGCAGCCGCCUCGCUAAUCCAGGUUCAGGUCAGAUCCAGCUGUGGCAGUUUUUACUCGAGCUCCUGUCAGACAGCAGCAACGCUAGCAUCAUCACCUGGGAGGGAACAAACGGCGAGUUUAAGAUGAUUGACCCGGACGAAGUGGCCAAGCGCUGGGGUGAGCGCAAGAGCAAACCCAACAUGAACUAUGACAAGCUGAGCCGCGCCCUGCGCUACUACUACGACAAGAACAUCAUGACCAAAGUGCACGGCAAGCGCUACGCCUACAAGUUUGACUUCCAGGGCAUCUCUCAGGCGCACCAGAACCACCCGACUGAGGGCAGCAUCCUCAAAUAUCAGCCCGAUGUGCCCUAUGCCCAGGCCUACCACAGCCAUCAGCCCAAAGUGAACUUCAUGAGCACGCACUCCGGCCCCAUGCCGGUGUCCUCGGGUGGCUUUUUCCCUUCCACCUCCAACUACUGGAACUCAGCAACCAGCGUUGUUUAUCCCAGUUCACCGAUGCCUCGACACCCGGCCACACACUCACAUUUAAACUCUUAUUAUUAAAAUCACGGCGAGAGUAAAGUCAGCGUCAGUGCCAGGAGGUUUUUACUAACAGAUCCACUGUUAGUUUGUGGAGAUUUAGGUCAUAAAAAAGACUGUUUUUAAUCAUCCAGCACCAAGAAAACCAACAUCCGGUCGUUUGGACAAAACAGUACUGCAUUUCAAGUUUUAUUAUUAAAAAAUGUAGAAUAAAUAACAAAAUGUCCCUAUUUAGCUUUUUUUUAAACUACUAACUGGUCCAUAGGGUUUUAUUUUACAAUGUAUUUGGUAAAAGAGGAACCAAAGAUAAGACUUGGAAGAUAAGAGGGUCAAAAACCCAUGGAAGAAACAAACAAACAAACAACAAACAGGAUGAAAAAAUACUUUUUUAAAAUAUUUUUUUGGCAUUUAAAACCUCAACUGAAAUCAGAAAUCCAACCUGGGGUUUGGUGAAAGUGAGAGGAUUAUUUUUGCAAUAAAUGUAAAUUAUUAUUUUUGCGAUAAAUUUAUGUAUACAUUUGUCAACAACUACUGGUUACUUGAUGGUGAAAGUCUUAUGUCCAGAGACACAUUCACAUCCGAACUUGGUUUAUUAUUAUUAUUAUUAUUAUUAUUAUUAUUAUUAUUAUUAUAUGACAUCUGUCAUGUGCAAAAUUUACCACAAACAGCUUCACUGAGGAUAAUUACAUCUCAGAUCAAUGCUUUCAUUUUGCUAAAAGGGAAGAAAAAGGAUUCAGAGGGAAAAAUCAAAAAUACAAACAGCAAAGACGGGAAUUUCUGGCAGAACACUUUUACUGAAUAAAAACAGUUAAUAUUCGAGUUCAUUUGUUUUACCUUUACUCAUUCAAAGGAUGAUUUUUAUUUUUACAUAUGAUGCAGAAUCCUGAAUGUGGAUUGCUGGGAUUCAAACUCACAACCUUCUAGUCACAGGAAAAGAACCAGAAACCUAAAGGGCUUCAAAACAAAGUAAAAGGACCUUCUUUAUGAUAUCAACAAAACAUUUACUAAAGAUAUAUUACUUGUAGCAAUGACACAUGCAUGAACACACACACACACACACACACACACACAGAGUGUAUAUAAUAUUUUACAUACGGUGUAUAAAAGGGCAACAUUUUUCCUCCUCAGUCUCCAAACUCACAUCUGAAAUGUUUUUUCUUUGUGUUGUUUUCAUGCUUUUGUACAGAUCUCUACCAUGUGAACCAAUAUCACACGUUUAUAUGUAACAAAUUUUAAACCAAUAAAAACGAGCAUGUAUCUAA
This is a messenger RNA of Neoarius graeffei (lesser salmon catfish), 2748 nucleotides long. It is a transcript of the gene fli1rs, whose product is annotated as Fli-1 proto-oncogene, ETS transcription factor-related sequence. NCBI's taxonomy places the organism in Eukaryota, Metazoa, Chordata, Actinopteri, Siluriformes, Ariidae. The record is from RefSeq and is a predicted model, not a curated record. The coding region runs from base 248 to 1510 and encodes 420 amino acids. Gene Ontology annotation, molecular function: DNA-binding transcription factor activity, RNA polymerase II-specific; sequence-specific DNA binding. Gene Ontology annotation, biological process: regulation of transcription by RNA polymerase II; cell differentiation. Gene Ontology annotation, cellular component: nucleus. The transcript has 9 exons.